Dendronephthya gigantea is the source of this 1640-nucleotide messenger RNA. RefSeq names its product dynein regulatory complex subunit 3-like. The coding region runs from base 59 to 1627 and encodes 522 amino acids. NCBI's taxonomy places the organism in Eukaryota, Metazoa, Cnidaria, Anthozoa, Malacalcyonacea, Nephtheidae. The transcript is spliced from 10 exons. Gene Ontology annotation, molecular function: protein binding. The record is from RefSeq and is a predicted model, not a curated record.
AAGAAAGACUUUAAAAACUUUCACAGAAAACUCGAUUUUUUUCUGGGUUUUUUUCACCAUGAGUCGCUUGUACGACACCAUAGAGCCGUCGGUGAUCGACGAGCAGAUGCUCAAAGAUGCUGUGGAGGAACAAGGACCGAAAGGAGAAGCUGGACGCAUCGCAAAGCAAGAAGGAAUCGAUUUCGAUACAGUUCUUGCACUGAGACUCGAUUACAGAAAUAUUCUCAAGGUGGACAAUAUGUGGAACUUUGUGUCAUUGACAAAACUUCAAAUGGACAAUAACAUCAUUGAAAAGAUUGAAGGGUUGGAUAAACUUGUCAACCUUGAAUGGCUUGAUUUAUCGUUUAACAACAUUGAAGUUAUCGAGGGUCUCGACACUCUGGUCAAAUUACGUGAUCUGACCUUGUUCAAUAACAGAAUAACCAGAAUUGAGAACAUGGACACCCUGGUAAACCUUCAUGUCCUGUCAAUUGGCAAUAAUAAUAUCAAAGGACUUGAAAAUGUUGUCUACCUUAGAAAUUUCAAAAGCUUACGGACACUCAAUCUAAGUGGCAAUCCAUUUUGUCAAGACCAGAACUACCGUCCGUAUAUAAUUGCCCAUCUCUCGUAUCUUGUCUACCUUGAUUUUCGUUUGAUCGAUGCAUCCAGCAAAGAGACUGCACUAGAGCAGUAUCGGUAUGCAAUUGAAGAGAUUGUUCAUAACGAGACGUUGGCACAGAAAGCACUCGACGAAAAACAGGAGGAAGAAGCCAAAAGAAAACUGCAUAAGGCUGCAUAUGUGGAAGAUAUGGAUGGAAGAAAAUUAUUUGACAGUAUGAUGAAUGAUGACCCAGAAUCAUCGAAACUCUCAGCUCUACCUGGUGUCGAAGACAUCACAAAAAUAUAUGAAGAAAAAUUCCUAGGUCUGUGCCAAGGAAUGUUUGAUUUAGGUUUGAAAGAACAUGAGAAGAGAGAGGAGGAGAUAAAAUCAUUCACUGAUAGUAUCAAUGAAGCAAGAGAGGAGAAUAAAAAUGAAGGAGUUGAAUGUAUUAAUGAUUACUCCGAGUACAAAAAGAAGGUUCUACAAGAAAUUGCAAAUCUGAAUGAGAACUUCAUCAUUGAACGGUUGAUGAAUGAAUUGAGUGAUGAAAUUAUGGUUGUAUGGGACACUUUGAUGGGUCUGGAACUACAGCUGGUUGAUCAACUGGAGGAAACCAUCAAAGAUUUUGAGAGAAAUUUAGCUGAUAUGUAUGCUGGAUUCUUGGAGCAAAUUCGUGCACAUAUGACACAAAUGAGAGAAUUGGAACAAACACACAAUGAGAAACUACAAGACAUUGCAGUCCUCACGUUGGAAAAACUAAUGAAGAAUGAACUGGCAGAUGACCUACCAGAUGACGUUAGGAUGCUUUUUGUUGAUAAAGACACAGUAAUGGGUGCUGUAAGUUCAUCCCACGAAGCAAGAUUGUCAAAGAUUGACAACAAGGAGGAUGAGAUAAUCACAAGAGCCAAUCAACAUAUACAGUCACUCGUUGAAAAAAUCCACACGGAGGAAAUAACACGAAAUCGCAAACGUGUGGGAGAAAUCAACAACCUCACUGACCAUUUUCGAGAUGAAAUAGAUAGCUAUGAUAUUGGUGGAAUGACUUGAAUGAUUGGUGGAU